Molecule: messenger RNA, 1754 nt
Organism: Spea bombifrons (plains spadefoot toad)
Lineage: Eukaryota; Metazoa; Chordata; Amphibia; Anura; Pelobatidae
Gene: PSMD14
Product: proteasome 26S subunit, non-ATPase 14
Exons: 11
Coding region: 144-1076 (310 amino acids)
Biological process (GO): protein deubiquitination; proteasome-mediated ubiquitin-dependent protein catabolic process
Cellular component (GO): proteasome regulatory particle, lid subcomplex
Molecular function (GO): proteasome binding; metallopeptidase activity; protein binding
Source: RefSeq, a predicted model, not a curated record
AAGGCUGUGACAUCACUUCAGGACCCGGAAGUGUUUCUUGACUAUCGUUUUGAAUGAAAUCUGGCUGAUUCACGGCAGGUGAAGCGGAAACAAGACCCUUUGACGAGAACUCUCCUUCAUCCAGACCCUUUAAUCACAGGAAAAUGGACCGACUUUUAAGGCUUGGUGGAGGUAUGCCUGGACUGGGUCAGGGACCACCAACAGACGCUCCUGCAGUAGACACCGCAGAGCAAGUCUAUAUAUCCUCUCUAGCCUUACUUAAGAUGCUGAAACAUGGCCGUGCUGGUGUCCCUAUGGAAGUCAUGGGACUGAUGCUGGGAGAGUUUGUGGAUGAUUACACAGUCAGAGUUAUUGAUGUAUUCGCUAUGCCACAGUCCGGAACGGGUGUUAGUGUGGAGGCCGUCGAUCCCGUGUUCCAGGCGAAGAUGUUGGAUAUGUUGAAGCAGACAGGAAGGCCCGAGAUGGUGGUUGGUUGGUAUCACAGUCACCCCGGCUUUGGCUGCUGGCUCUCCGGCGUCGAUAUUAACACGCAACAGAGCUUCGAAGCGCUCUCGGAAAGAGCCGUAGCUGUAGUGGUGGAUCCCAUUCAGAGCGUUAAGGGAAAGGUCGUCAUUGAUGCCUUCAGACUGAUCAAUGCGAACAUGAUGGUCUUGGGACAUGAACCAAGGCAAACAACCUCAAACCUUGGGCACUUAAACAAACCGUCCAUACAGGCUCUCAUUCACGGCCUGAACCGACAUUACUACUCUAUAACCAUAAACUACAGAAAAAAUGAACUGGAGCAAAAGAUGUUGCUGAAUUUGCAUAAAAAAAGUUGGAUGGAAGGCUUGACUCUUCAGGACUACAGUGAACACUGUAAACUCAACGAGACUGUUGUAAAAGAGAUGUUGGAGCUAGCAAAGAAUUACAACAAGGCUGUAGAGGAGGAAGAUAAAAUGACACCAGAACAACUUGCAAUCAAAAAUGUGGGGAAGCAGGACCCCAAACGCCAUUUGGAAGAACACGUGGACGUUCUGAUGACCUCAAACAUAGUCCAGUGUUUAGCAGCGAUGUUGGACACUGUUGUAUUUAAAUAAACGGUGUGUGAGGGUCUGUCAUACAAGUUCAGCGGUGUGGCCGGAUUACACAAGGAAUCAGCAGUCCAUCUUAUUAUUGCGUUACAUUGUGAUGUAUCGGUAUAUACACAGAAUCAAAUAUCACUUUGCAUUUUUCCCAUUCUUAAAAUUAAAUGCCAUCUGGGCGCUAUUUGAAAGCAAACUAAGUAUCUCUAUAAAACAAUUUGUUCGGAUGAAUAUGACUUGAAAAAUCAAGCCCUAUUCUACAUAAACAGUCUACAUAUUAUAUUGUUGGUGUGCAGACGCUCAAUUACUUAAACGUUUUUGUGGAAUUGAUUGGUGCCGGCCAACUAAGAGCCGCUCUUGCGGAGACUGUAUUAAAGUUAUUUCAAUUGUUGGGGAGGAUUCUACUAUAAACUUUACUAUAGAUGAGUCAAAGACAUCCAAUAACGUGAACUGCUGCUUUAAAUGUACAACAUCUGGCAUCGCUUGCAGUCUGGGACCAGCGCGGUAACACCUUUUCAGUCUCCGUUGUGCAAUUACUUCUGUUCGUAGACGUCAGGGUGUUCGCAGACUGCAAAGUAGAUUGAGACUACAUUAGGGCAAAUUUUAUUAACUUUCCAUUUGAUAGCAAAAAAAGAAACAUGUACCACAAAUGAUAUAUUGUGUUUCCGCAUAAUAAAAAUAUUGUUUGAAAAA